Messenger RNA from Hyla sarda, 3546 nucleotides. It is a transcript of the gene HAUS3, whose product is annotated as HAUS augmin like complex subunit 3. Gene Ontology annotation, biological process: centrosome cycle; spindle assembly. The transcript is spliced from 5 exons. The record is from RefSeq and is a predicted model, not a curated record. The coding region runs from base 161 to 1948 and encodes 595 amino acids. NCBI's taxonomy places the organism in Eukaryota, Metazoa, Chordata, Amphibia, Anura, Hylidae. Gene Ontology annotation, cellular component: mitotic spindle; centrosome; HAUS complex.
CACUGUGGGUGUAACCAGAAAUGGGCGCGUUUUCUCCUCUUGAUAGAGUUUGGUCUCUCGCGAUCCCCGUAGUCCUUGCCGUGACGUCACCCGGGCGAAGUCGUACCGAAUCAACAGCGGGAAAAUAUAAAGGCAGAGACACGGUCCUACAGAUACAGUCAUGAAUUGUGGAGAUCGACUUGUUCAGACGUUACGGAAGCUGAGCUAUCCUAAAGCUUCUAAGUUGGAUGGAGAAGACUUUGACUGGCUCUUCGAAACCACAGAUGCCAGAUCUUUCCUAGACUGGUUCUGUGCCAACAUCACUGAGCAAAAUGUGGUAUCGGAGGAGAAACAGCAGGCUUUUAAUGAAUUAAAGGAGUCUGGGAAAGUUCUGGAUGAAAAGGCUUUAGAGGAGGUAAUGAAGAUGGUGAAGCCAUCCAGCUCUAAGGGCUCUGCUCUGGAGGAGUUGGCUGUGGAGAAACUGGAGGAAGAGCUUCACACCUUGCAGAAAUUACGAGCUCUGCGCCUACAGAGGAGGAACAAGCUUCAAAUGCUGGCAUCUGCCAAUGCCCACUCUUGUCUGAAGCUGCAAUAUAAAGAGGAUAAAGACUCCAAAGCCUUGAGUGAAACCUUGAGCCGCCUGCAGGUGACUGGUACCAAGCUGAAUCAUGAGCUCCAAACAGUUGUCGAGGGAAUUCAGAAGCUCGUGUCCUUCUACCGUCCACAAGAAAAGGGUCAGACCUCAUCAUCACCACCAAUAUUCUUAUUCCAGGUUCUCCUAGAUAAAUACUUAUCAUGUGAAGAACAAAGCACUGUGACACUGACACAGUUUACUAAAGAACAUUUCUUUGAGGGCUUGUCUAGGUGUAUUGAAGGGACAGAUGAAGACUUUGAGCUCAUUCAGCUGGAUGGAGACGUCCGUAAUGAUCCUGCCCUGGAGGAAAAGUGCAAAGAAAUGAUGAGACUCCAGCUGGCUUACAUCAGUGCAAAACACAAGCUAAUAGAGACAAAGGCCAAGAAUUCAAGUAUAAAGGCUGGUCUGCAAUGGGUAGAGGCCAAUAGCAGUGCAGUGCAGAGCAAGGCCGCUCAGAAAGACAAGCUGAUGGUGAGACUAUCGAGUUUGAAGAAUGAGACAUUGCAGAUUGAAGACCAAAUAGAAUCCAUUAAGAGGGAGACUCUUCCAGCUCUAGUCCGGGAGAGUGCUCAGCUAUUGAAUAUGCCCAUUGUUAAAGGAGACUACGAUAUGCAGAUUGCCCAGCACAAUGUAUACAAGGCCAGGCAGGACCUGGUGUGCGAUCAUCUGAUGAAGCAGAGGACCUCCUUCGAGCUCUUACAGCUAGGCUUUGAACUGGAGUUAAGGAAACAAAGAAAUGUGAACCGUCAACUGGAAGCAUUAAUACAGGAGCUGAGAAAAAGCGCUGAGACACUGGAAGCAAGAUUACUGAUGAUGUCUGAUGCUUCCUUGUUGGCUUCAAACAAGCCGAGGAUUAACAUAGAUUCUAGAGAUCUGGCCACGCACGGAUUAUACCAGCUUCUAGAUGGAGACAACUCUCAGAAACUCUUCAGAACCUACAGCACUUUAGAAUCGGUAGCACAGAAGCUAUCCCUGGAUAUCCAGUCUGUGCAGGACCAGCUAGCCGUUUCUCAGCAAGAACAGUCUAUUUUUAUGUCAAAGCUUGAAUCCGAUCUGAAGACAUUACAAGACAAUAUGUAUGAGGAUGGACAUCAACUCAUGCUAACUAUCCCGGAGCUGUCCUCCAGUUUUCAGCAACUAACUUCCCAUCUAGACCAGUUAAAUCAGAUUUUAUUGGAAGUUCUGGAAGAUGUGAGGGUGAAGCAGAAGAUUUUACAGUCAAGCAAGUUUGAGAAAUUGGAAAAAGAACUUUACGUUUACUUCUUCCAGAAUGAAGAGCUUCUAAGGAGGAUUGUGCAAAAUCUGGAGUCCCGGGUAGACAGUCAGACCUUGUAGUAAUACAUAUACUGUAUAUAAUUAAAUUUUUUAAACUUUUUUUUAAUUAUAGAUCCAAUCACUGUCUUCCAGUGUUCCCUCACCUGUGUCCCUCCAGCUAUUGAAAAACUACAACUCUCAGCAUGCCCGGACAGCCUUCUUCUGGGGGUUGUAGUUUUUUGCAAAAGGUUUGGGAACACUGGUAUAUACAUAAUUAACAGCUUGUUUUUACUCUAUGUAAAUAUUCAUCCAUUUGGUUUAAGCAACAAAAUUAUUUUAACAUUCACUUUGAUGGGUAGGGGUCUCUCAACUGGCACCCACACUGAAAUUUGGGGCAAAGAUUCUGUGGCCGUACCUCUAUGAUUUAGACAUUGGUGGCCCACCCUAGGUUUAUUCUGUCUCUCUGGUGGAGAAACCCCCUUAUUAAGAGGUUAUUGCAUAAUGGCAGCCUAUCACCGAUCCACAGGAAAGAGAAGUGUCUGAUUGGUGGAGGCCCAAGUGCAGCUGUUUAAGUGGAGACACCUGCUCAAUAGGUGAUAAGUUGUCUUUAUGGGAACCCCACCUUUAAAGGCGUACUCUGCCCCUAAACAUCUUAUCCCCUAUCCAAAGUAUAGGGGAUAAAAUGUCUAAACGCUGGGGGGGGUCCGGCUGUUGGGCCUCCCCGGCAACUCCGCUCUGUGCUGGAUGACAGGCAACCACAGCCGUCACGCCCCCUCCUAUAGACAUGAAUGGAAGGGGCAUGGAGUGACAUCACAAACACGGAAGCUUCAAGCUUACGUGUUUGGAACGUUGCAGUGCCGGCCCCGGAGAUUGCGAGAUCAGACAUGUUAUCUAGAUUAAGAUUUCUAGGGGCGGAGUACCUCUUUAAAGGGAAUUGCCUUUAGAUCAUAUAGCAGUGUUUCCCAACCAGGGUGCCUCCAGCUGUUACAAAACUACAACUCCCAGCUUUUGCAACAGCUGGAGGCAUCCUGAUUGGGAAACACUGUCAUAUAGACAUGCCAGAAAAUAGAUAGGAUUACUGGAAAUAAGACCCACUCACCCAUUUUAUGGAGUGCUGAAUGGGUUUGACUUAUAGUACAUAGCACUGUGGCACUUUUUUCUUUUAGGAAAUUAUUGAGUUGCCCCAGUUUAUGAUUCCCAUCCAAUGUCAGAAGAUGAAGUCCACAUUUAUUAUUUUAACAUAAUAUAAAUAUACAGUAUUUUUAUUUACAGUUUCAUUAUCUUAUGGCUGUAUUGUUUUUAACCUUUUACAUUUGUUUCAAUGCAUUAACAAAAAAAACAAACAAAAAAAUCUAUUGUUGUUUUGCCAUCCUUUACAAUCUUCCAAUAAUGGGUUGGUCCAGUCUCAGAACUUUGUGAUAAGUAUUCUAGGUAGUAUGGAUUCCCUCCUCUUUGGGACUGGACACAGUAGGACAAUAGUUUUUUUUUUUCCAUAAUACAUUUUUUAUUAUAUAUUUUCACAAACAAUAAAACAAAACAUAGUAGCGAAGCAGAGGACAUCUAAUAGUAACAGAAGAGGGCGCAAGUACGCCAGGACACAUGGCUAUGAGGACAAUAGUUUUAUUGAGUCGAGGCAGACAAGAGAGUAUAUGUAUAUGAUUCGUGCAAGUAAACGUACA